Neoarius graeffei (lesser salmon catfish) is the source of this 3153-nucleotide messenger RNA. RefSeq names its product C-X-C chemokine receptor type 1 (gene cxcr1). NCBI's taxonomy places the organism in Eukaryota, Metazoa, Chordata, Actinopteri, Siluriformes, Ariidae. The transcript has 2 exons. Gene Ontology annotation, biological process: immune response; G protein-coupled receptor signaling pathway; neutrophil chemotaxis. The coding region runs from base 58 to 1149 and encodes 363 amino acids. The record is from RefSeq and is a predicted model, not a curated record. Gene Ontology annotation, cellular component: membrane. Gene Ontology annotation, molecular function: C-X-C chemokine receptor activity.
UUGUGUACAUCACGACAGAACCUUACACACGCUGAGUUGCUGGGAAAGGAAGUCACAAUGAUCGAGCCAAACAAUUCACGUCUUCAGAUUGACUUUUCUGAGUUUUAUGACCUGGAAUUCAACUCUACGUACGUCCUGAACUCCACCUUCAUUGUUGAUGAGACGACCAUAGCAUGCCCGACUUUGAGCAUGCCAUCAGUCUCCAUCAACAUUGCCAUGUGCAUUUUAUUUGUGCACAUCUUCCUCCUUGCAAUCCCUGGCAAUAUAAUUGUUGGGUUAGUGAUCCUCUCAAACCUGCGGUUUCUUUCUCCAUCUGACAUCUACCUGUUCCACCUGGUGAUCGCCGACAUGCUGAUGGCCCUCACCCUCCCUUUCUUCUCCACCUCUAUCAUUCUUGGAUGGAUCUUCGGUGACACCAUGUGCAAGCUGGUCAACUUAGUUAAAGAUGCAAACUUCUACACCAGCAUCCUCUUUUUGGUUUGCAUUAGUGUAGAUCGCUACAUGGUCAUCGUGCGAGCUAUGGAGGCCCGGAAGGUCCAAAGGAUCUUGUGUACCUGGGCUGUUUGCAUAACUGUCUGGGUUUUGGGUAUCCUACUUUCACUCCCUGCCUUGUACAAUGACGUCCAUUACCCCGAAGGCCAAGACUUGCAAAUUUGCGCUGAAAAUUUUGAAAAAGACACCGCAGUUGAAUGGAGGCUAGCAACUCGUGUAAUGAAGCACGUUCUGGGUUUCCUGGUACCUCUGUGUGUCAUGCUGACAUGCUAUGGUGUGACUGUGGCCAGACUGCUGCAUACAAGAGGUUUUCAGCGCCACAGAGCCAUGAAAGUGAUCGCAGCUGUGAUGGUGGCAUUCUUAUUGUGCUGGACUCCUUUCAACUUGGCCACCAUGGUCGAUACGCUUCUGAGAGCUAAGCUGAUAGAAGAUAGCUGCACAACUAAAAAUGGCGUAACCAUGGCCAUGUUUAUCACACAAAGCCUGGCACUGCUGCACUGCUGUAUCAACCCAGUGCUGUAUGCUUUUGUGGGAGAGAAGUUCAGGACGAGGUUCUUCCACAUGAUCCAAAAGACACAGCCGAAAGGGCGUGGCAUGCUGUCGAGGUCCACCAGGUCCACCUCGCAAACUUCAGAGGGUGUAUCCCACUUCCUCUGAGUAACAUCUCUUGCAAAGUGUCACAGCAUGGAACUCACUGUCGAAUAAAUGUAUUAUUAUAAGGAAAGAGAUGCCAGUGCCAAUGUAUGUGCAAUAGGAUACCUGAUUAAUGCUUGAUGUAAGUGCUAGAGUGGCUCAUGACUAUAGAUUUUGGUGGAGCAGGACAACAUCAGUAAUGACAAAGCCUCAGACAAAGUUGAGAGGCUAUCAUGCUUGACUUUUACCAUAGGUUACUAUAAUUUUCAGAGUAUCUGCAUAAUAACAUAAUAGAAAAUUUCAGUGGCCGCUAAGUACAUUUAAACUAGCCCAAUCUGGCAACCCCAUCAUUAACUGUUCUGUCUGCUGUGCCUGCAUCUAUCCUUGACUUGCAAGUGACGUCAAAGCAUAAUAGGAGCCCAGAUGUCGGCCAUGUUGGUGGAGAUACAAAUGCGGGGUUAAGCAACAUUCCAUACAAAACAUAUUCACGCGUGCACAACUCUCUUUGUUUUUCCACUUCUUUAAGCGUUCUUUUAGCUCCGCCAUAUCUUUGUACUGCAUGUGUGCUGUUGUGGUCACAACAGUACUUGUGACCAUCGCACGUUCCGAUUUUUUAGAAUUCCAUCUGUGAUUCGGAAAGAGGGCGAGGGAACUCUGAGGCUUAGUACGGAGAGCAGAUGAGCACGGCCGAACAACAUCAGCAGGGCUGAUCUAACAGAUGCUCAAACCAAAACAGCUCGUGUUUACAGUAAUCAUUUUAUCUCAGGUGAGAUUCAAAAGCGUUCUUGAUAAUAUCAUGGAAGAAUUUUAUUUCGUGUUGCUAGAAUGUUGCUACUGUAUAAAAUGAGCGUUCUCUUGCCAUGGUUCACUCGGUCAUUGUUAUCAUUUUAACACGUGUAUUACCAUUUUGCUUCUAGGAGCACCAGCAAAAUUAUACGAUAGAAACAAUCCAGACUGGGCACCCACUCAGAAAAUGGGCUAUGUUUCGUCCAAGGUCGGACUUGAUUCUUCGGCAGCCAAACCAGAUAGAACGCGAUAUCGUAGAAGCGUCUUAUCUUCAGAAAAGUCUGAUGUUUUUAAAUAAUAUGGGUCAAAACCACACAUAUCUAUCUUCUCUUUGGAUCGAACCUUCGCUCGGCUGUUCAAAUUGUGGUAAUACUGAGAAAAUUCAGCAUUGUUUACAGACACGCUUUCAGGGGCUGCCAUCCGAGUUACUUUGUAUAUCCACCAUCAUGGCGGAUGCUCAUGACGUAGCACAUUUUGAUCACAUGGUUGCAAGUCAUCUAUUGUGGAGCAACGUGAUUCCUGCCCCAAUGGGUCUCUGUCAGUGUUUGUUGCAGUUCCCAUUUUGGCCACUAGGUGAUAAUGGUGACGAUAAAUGGGGCAGUAGGCAUCCUGCCCUGUGAUUGCACAACAUCUAGAAAAGUGAGCAAAUCAAUGUACUAUCUAUAAAAUAACAUUUUUUUAAAGUGUUGAUCAUUCAAAAGAGAGAUUUAUACCUGGAGUUGUGAAUGAGGUCUUUAUGAAGAUGAACUUUUGUUGAACAGCUGGUAUAGUAGAUGCACAAAGGGGGUAGGGCAUGGCCUAAUGGUUAGAGAAGCAGCUUUGGGACCAAACGGUUGCUGAUUCAAUUCCCUGGACCAGCAGGAAUGGCUGAAGUGCCCUUGAGCAAGGCACCUAACCCCCAACUGCUCCCCAGGCUGCUCUGGGUAUGCUGUAUGUCACUCUGGAUAAGAGCGUCUGCUAAAUGCCAUUCAUGUAACAAAGCUUCCAGAAGUUGAAAUACACUUCAACAGAGUUUAAUCCUGGAUUAAUAUUUGCUUGGUCAAUAAUAUUUAUUCAUUAACCUACGUAGAAGGUUCAUCAGAGUAAUGGCAUAUAACUUUUUUUUUUUAAUUUCCUGAUUGAUGGGUCUUUAACCUUUAUUGAUGCCACAGAAAGCUAAAAAUCUUACCAUAUUUAUCUUACCAUUAUGUGGAAGGAAUUUAUUGGUGAAAAAAUAAUUGUUUUGUGACAGUUUUACUGUUU